AUGACGGCAAAAUCUAGAUUAUAUUCAUAUACAUCAAGUUUUGAUCCACCAAAACAAAGAAACUUGCAAAGUGAAAUUGUACAAAGAAAUAUUAGAAAUGGUUUAAAUGGUGAUAGAAGUCUAAUGAGAUCAAAAAGUUUUAAUAAAUUAAAAAAUAGGGAUAUAGAAUGGCACUUUCAAAUGAAACAUUACAUUGAACAUAGGAUGAAAGUUUUAAAUGCAAAGCCCACCAUCAAUACAAAACCGAAAAUUAGAAGCGCCUCUGUUAGUGGAAAUUCAUCAAAAGCUUCAUCCAAAUUAUCAACAAGGCCACCAACUGGUGAUAGUAAUGAAAGUAAAUAUAAUUAUAAUAUUAAUUAUAAAAAGAAACAUAAAGAAAUAACAGAAAUGGCACAAAAUGAAAUGCGAGAGUCAAUGUUAAGAUGUUUAUCUAAAAUGAAUUUAAACAAUAAAAAUAAAUAA
Molecule: messenger RNA, 462 nt
Organism: Strongyloides ratti
Lineage: Eukaryota; Metazoa; Nematoda; Chromadorea; Rhabditida; Strongyloididae
Exons: 2
Coding region: 1-462 (153 amino acids)
Source: RefSeq, a predicted model, not a curated record